AUGUAAAUACAUAUUCAAUAAAUUUCUAAUACUAAUCGUAUCAAUUUGCUAUAAAAGCUCUUAAAUUUUUAAUGGCUCAGUUAAGUCUUUACUUUAGAAAGAACAAAUUAUGAUACAUGGCUAGCAAUUUUUAAAGGUAAAUAAAGUUUUUAUGUAGAAAAAUUACAUAUCAUUAGAGACUAUAAGAAAAAGUAGAAGUAGAUGCAAUUUAAGCCAUAUUUAAAAAUGAUGAUAAAUAAAAUGGUUUAUAUUGAAGAAUCAGCAGUAUUAAAUAAUAAUGUAUUACAAUAAAUGCAAAAGAUUAAAAUAACAAUUUUGAUUAAUAGAAAUCAUUGAAAAUCAAGAGAAGAUUGAGAAUGAGAUCUAAUAAAAUUUUACAAUAGAUAAUGAAGUGCACAAAAAUUACCUGAAGUAAAAACUAAUUAAAUUAAUUUUGUGAGAUAAAGCAAUAAUAGUUGAUAUAGAAGAAGACUAAUAAGCAUCAUAAAACAGUUAAACUAAUAUUUUCUUGACCUUAGUUGCUAAAGAGAAUCAUUAAAUUAUUAAGCUGAAAAUAAUAAGCAUAUUUAUGUUUAUAAUAGUAUGAUUAAUAAUAAUAUUAAUAAUAAUAAUAAUUAACAUUGGCAAUGAAAAAUUUAAUCCCAAUUAAAUUUCCAUCAAUACCUGGAACAAAGGAUCAUUAUUAUUUAUCAAAUUCUGAAAGUUUGAUUGUAAAUUGACUGUAUGAUCUGAAUAAAGUAAUAAUAGAGAAAAGGGCAAUUUAGAAUUCUUAAUAUUUAUUAGAAAUAUAAAGCCAAAAAUAUUUUAG
Messenger RNA from Paramecium sonneborni, 808 nucleotides. The record is from the annotation of a GenBank genome assembly. NCBI's taxonomy places the organism in Eukaryota, Ciliophora, Oligohymenophorea, Peniculida, Parameciidae.